Molecule: messenger RNA, 1236 nt
Organism: Adineta ricciae
Lineage: Eukaryota; Metazoa; Rotifera; Eurotatoria; Adinetida; Adinetidae
Source: the annotation of a GenBank genome assembly
AUGCCUGAAUCACCGUUACAACGUAGAUUAUCCACAAAUACAUCACCUGCUACUAGUCACGUUAGUUCGGAUAUGUCUCCAAAUACUCAAUUAGAACAAGAAAAACGUGUACGCCGUGAAAUCGCUAAUUCCAAUGAACGCCGUCGUAUGCAAUCGAUCAAUACUGGUUUUCAAAGUCUGAAAAUUCUCAUUCCUCAUUCUUGUGGUGAAAAACUUAGUAAAGCAUGUAUCCUUCAACGAGCUGCUGACCAUAUAAAGAGUCUUGAAAAUGAAAAACUUAAGCUUCAAUCUCAGAAUGAACAAUUUCGCAUCUUGAUAAAAAGUUUUCAAAUCGAUUCUUCAAGUGUUUUACAAGCCCAACGACAUUUAUCAACAAACGGUAAACAAAAACAAACCACUGUCGUUGACAAUUCUGAUGAAACUGUACCGUUGCUGGGAAGUAAUGAAGACAGCAAACCCAUUGUCAAUAAUGUUUUCGAUGACGUCAAGAACCGUCAAACAUAUUGGCACGCACAAUAUGUUCAAGCACCCAACGAUGAUCAAUCGCCAUCCCCAAUUGAUAAAUUCUAUCGAACUGUCAAACAAUCGACUCCAACCACAACUUCAGAUACGACAUAUAUGAUUGUGAAACAAAGUCAACCUAGUCAACGUUGCUAUAAAACUAAUUCUGUUGAUCAAAAUCAUGAUAAUGAAAUUGUUAUUGUUGAACGUUGUCAACUCAGGGCGCAAAGUCUUGAUACCAAUAAUACCGUUUCGCGACGGAAUCUACAAACCAUCGUCGAAGCUAUACGACAUUUAGAAGGUGACGAUGUACUAGCGAAUAUCAAUCAAAUUCAACAAACAUCAUCGUCAGACGGACAUCAGCAAGAAGAUCUACCUGCACAACUCAAAGCAAUGAUUCAUGAAAAAUUUCAACCAGCUAAUGUUAAAACUCCACCGUCACCGUCUGGAACAAAUACAAUUUAUCAACAAACGAUAAAUAUCUAUGAAAAACAACAGCUGACGACAGGAGCAACGCACGAAAUUGAUCUACAUCAGAAGCCACCAAAGAAACGAAAAAUUACUUAUAACGAAAGUGACGACACAAUUAUCCAAAGAUCAGAUUUACCACAUAUAUCAAGUCCAGAAGUUCAUCAUCAUGAGCAAAUAUCUAGUGAACCAUCACCACCAUCAGCAGUAGCCCAAUUCUUGCAAGAACAUUUGCUACAGCGUAGCCUACGUUAUCCACCACCUUAA